Molecule: messenger RNA, 4148 nt
Organism: Silurus meridionalis
Lineage: Eukaryota; Metazoa; Chordata; Actinopteri; Siluriformes; Siluridae
Gene: ikbke
Product: inhibitor of nuclear factor kappa B kinase subunit epsilon
Exons: 21
Coding region: 319-2487 (722 amino acids)
Biological process (GO): peptidyl-serine phosphorylation
Cellular component (GO): cytoplasm
Molecular function (GO): ATP binding; protein serine/threonine kinase activity
Source: RefSeq, a predicted model, not a curated record
AUAAUUAUAGCAAAUAAGUAAUCAUGUACAUUUUAUUUAUUUGAUGCUUUUAAAUGAUGUAUGGUUUGAUUUGUCCACUUUAAUCACACCCCUCUCGCUCCAAGAACGUGAUUAGUGCAUGCAGAAAGUUUCCCGUGAGCUACAACGAGGAAGUUCCUGCUUGUCAAACGGAAAGUGUUUUUUUUUUUUUUUUUUUUUGUCAAACGAAACUGUGUGAAUUGUACAUUCAGUUCGAGAAAUCUCGGUAUUUUGACGUGGAUCAGAAGUUCCUGGACCUGCCUGUUCAUCUGAUGUUUUCUAUUAAUUGGUUAAACCGCCAUGACAGCGAGUACAGAAAACCAUCUUUGGACCACUGAAGAUAUUCUCGGUCAGGGGGCGACCGCGAAUGUCUACAAAGCCCGAAAUAAAAAAACAAGCGAAGUGGUUGCGGUGAAGGUGUUCAACAUUGCCAGCUACAGCAGACCAUAUGAAGUGCAAAUAAGAGAGUUUGAGAUGCUACGGAGGCUGAAUCACGUCAACAUCGUCAAACUCUUCACCAUAGAGGAGAUUCAGGGGAACCCAAAACAGAAGGUUUUGGUUAUGGAGUAUUGUUCAGGAGGAAGUCUUCUGAAUCUGCUGGAAGAGCCUGAAAAUGCAUUUGGCCUGCCUGAAUCUGAAUUCCUUAUAGUGCUGCAAUGUGUGGUUCACGGGAUGAACCAUUUGCGUGAGAAUUGUGUGGUGCAUCGAGACAUCAAGCCCGGCAACAUUAUGAGGCAGGUGGGGGAGGACGGAUGCUCAGUCUAUAAACUCACAGACUUUGGUGCAGCUCGGGAACUGGAUGAUGACGAGAAGUUUAUGUCCAUCUAUGGCACGGAGGAGUACCUGCAUCCGGAUAUGUACGAGCGUGCAGUUUUAAGGAAGCCCCAGCAGAAGUCUUAUGGCGUGACGGUGGAUUUGUGGAGCAUUGGUGUUACUUUUUACCACGCUGCAAGUGGCAGUCUGCCUUUCAUUCCAUACGGAGGACCACGCAAGAACAAACCGAUAAUGUAUAAGAUCACCACUGAAAAGCCAGAGGGAGCUAUUUCAGGGGUUCAGAAGGUAGAAAAGGGACCCAUAGAGUGGAGCUAUCAUCUGCCCCACUGCUGCCAGCUUUCAGAAGGGCUGAAAAUGCACCUGGUCCCAGUGCUGGCCAAUAUCCUAGAGGCCAAUCAGGAGAAAUGCUGGGGGUUUGACCAGUUCUUUGCUGCUACCAUAGACAUCCUCCAACGUUUAAAAGUGCACGUCUUCUCACUUCAGCAAGCUACUGCCCACACAAUCUAUAUCCACAUUUAUAGCACCAUCGCAGUCUUCUUUGAAGAAGUCCAGGCUCACACGGGUAUAGAAGCAGAGAAGCAGCAUUAUCUGUUCCAAGGACACCCACUUAUCCUGGAGCCCAGCAUGAAAUUGAUCAAUCUGCCGCCCACCUCUGCAGAGCGACCCAUCUUUCUGCUCAGUAGACGAGCCGAGAAAAUCGCAGUGCUGCCCCCCAAAGAGCCCGAGAUCCCGGUUUUACCUUCCAGGUUUGACGUCAUGGCCGACCACACUUUCUCAAAGACCUUAGUCGGGGUGAUCCACCAAUUCCUCCAGACAAUGCGGCUCCUACACAAACACAGAGACCUGAUUUUACAGGGAUUUUAUAGUUAUAUUGAAAGUGUUCGCAUCGAAUGCGGUAACACGGCACACAAAAUCGGAAUGGUGAAUAUGAAGCUGCUGUCCUGCGUGAGCACAGAAGAAACACUGGACGCAAUAAGCCAGGUUCCACUUAAUAUAUCGAUUUCCUCUGACAACAUGCAGAAACUUAGAUUGAUCCAUGAGAAACUACCUGUGUAUGGCAGCAGUAUCAGAGAAUUCCAGAACAAGCUGCAGCAUCUGCAUGUUGAAGUAGCUGAGCACUUCAAGACACUGACUGAGGACAAAUGCAUACAGAAGAUGCAGGUGCUUCUUGAGAAGAUUGUUGCUGUACAUCGGCUGUACCGCAAAGACAGACAAAUUGGAAAGCUCAACUACAAUGAUGAGCAGAUUCACAAGUUUGAAAAGAUUAACCUGUCCACCUACAUUAAGAAAGUGAAAGCUCUGUUUCGGGAUGACUGCUUGCAAAGGUACCAGGAGGUUUUGGCUGCAGAGGUCACAUGGAGCAGUGCAUUGUCUGACAUUCAGUCACGGUUAGAACACUUCAGCGGUUUCUUCUUACAGCUAAUUGGGGAACUGCAGAUGUGUGAAGGACAGCAGACAAAGGUUUUGGACAGAGCCUUAGUUAUAGCACUUCAGAGACCAGAUGGAGCAGAAGGCAAUGAGGGAAUGAAAAAUCGAGACAAUAUGAUUCUCAGGAUGAAGAGACUGAGGGAUGAGAUGGAAGCGGUGGCUCGAGAGCUGCAAACUAACAACCAGAUAAUCGAAAGUCUCAGAGCUUUCAAUUCUACUUUGGUGCUCAAACCGAGUUUACCACAGCCGGGAUCAACAGGAUCAUGAGGAUCCUAAAGAGCUCCAAAGUAAACAGCCCACAGUCAGAGCCAGGUAUGGCCUAGAAAAUAGGGAUGAGCUCGGGAGUGAAGAAACAGGUGGCAGAAAUACUUUGCGAAACUGAUUUAUGGGCUUCCGGCUCUCCGUUGCUGUUUGUGUGAAGAUCAAGGUUUUGAUGCUGAUUAGAAAACAAUGAACAGUUCACACACCUUAUAAACCUGUGUAUAUGUGGAAAUAUUAUUUGCUUAUUUCAUGGACUACAAAAAAAUGGUACUGUUGACUUUCAUUCAUGCAAAUGUCUGUCAAGAAUGACAAGGGUCUGUGCGUUCCCUCUUUACUCCAUCAUUGUUUGCUCUUGUCAGUUGAGUUUUUUUUUUUCUCUUGUGCUGACUCGCUAAGCUGAAUAACCAAUUGGAAUUCUCUUUCUCGCUGAUGAGUUCCCCCUCCAGUUUAACAUGUCGAAUUUGCCGAAAAAUAUCUGACGCCGACCAGAGCCAACGGUGGUGAACACACAGAAAAAAUAAAGCCAACCGACACUCCACCACCACCCGACAUUGCCUGAUGACCAACCGUCGGCCAGUUUUAAUGCUACUUUUGUUGGAGAGAGAAUCCAAAUAACAUUUGGGACUUUUUGGAACUGUUGUAAACCUGCGAUCAAGUGCACUGAUUAGAGAAGCGUGUUGUUUUAAUAAGCAAUUUUCUGUAUCACUUCUUAAUUAUCUGUUUGAUUUUAUGGGAUGAAGGGAGAAAAAGAAAAUCGGCCAAACAUAUCGGCCAAAAAUAUCGCCAUCAUAUAUCGGCCAUCAUCUGCCCUGAUUUCUAAAUAUUGGCAUCGGCCAGAAAAAAACCCGCAUUGGUCGACCUUUAGUCAAAACAUACACUUGAUGAGCAAACUGACAAAUCAUGUUUGAUAGCCUUUAACUAAAAUUCUGGCACUGCUUUGUUUGUAAUGGUUCAUGCAACAAUUUAAUUUGCAUUAUUUCAUUUGUGAAUGAAUCUGGGUGCUUGGCCCCUUAAAAUGCUGCUUGUACUGUAGUUUUAAUUAUUAUUAGUAGUAGUAGUAGUAGUAGUAUGUUUUACUUGAUUACUUGAAAGUACAUUAUGUUACAAAACUAAACCACUUAUAUAAUUACUGUUUAACAUAUCCUUUAACAUAAUAAUUAUUACAAAUAUCUUAUUUUUAUAUUGUUAUUAGUGAUAUGUUCUUAAGUCACACUUGAAGUUUGCUUAUUUGGGAGUACUUUUUGAUUGUUAUAUACGUACUGGGUACUAUUGUACACUAUAUGGACAAAUGUUUGGAGUCACCUGACCAUAGGAUUCGUAUGUGAUUCGUAUGUGUCCACUUAAGAUCUCUAAUCUGACCCAUGUGACCCAUACCUUCAUUUAGCUCACUUUGUGCACAGGGGGAUUGUCAUGGUGGAACAGGUUUGGAUCUCAUAGAUGCUACCGCAUCUAAAGACAUCCAAUACCGCAGUGUGCCUCUACAUUUGUGUUAACAGUUUGGGGAAGAACCACAUAUGGCUGGAAAAGUCAGGUGUCCUGAUACUUUUGUCCAUAUAUGAGUGGACACAUGUCAGCUCUUAGAUGCUUGGAUUAAAUGUCGUUGUCUUGUAAUUAUUUUUUUUUAAACCUAUAAAGUGUCCAGCAAAUGAAUAAAUGUGAAUGUUAUA